AUUCCGGAGCAGUUCGCCCUCUCCACUCCCACUCGCGACAGAGGCACAGGCCACGGACGCAGGACACCUUUCCCCCGAUGCUCGCCGGCGGCGAGGACGGCAACGGCCAUCUGCCGCGGCCGCGCAGGCCGCGGCGCCUCGGCGGCAUGGGAUCUCCUUCGGGCCAGGCAGCCUCGGCUCUGCCGCACCCCGCUCCGCCCCCCUGCACCGACUACGACAUGGCCUAUUUCAAGGCCUACUCCCACAUCGGCGUCCACGAGGAGAUGCUCAAGGAUCAUGUGAGGACUAAUACUUACAGAAAUGCUAUCAUGCACCACAAAGAUCUAAUUUCAGGCAAGGUCGUAUUGGAUGUUGGCUGUGGCACUGGCGUUCUUUCUAUAUUUUGUGCUUUUGCUGGUGCCACUCGGGUCUAUGCAGUCGAUGCAAGUGAUAUUGCGUUACAGGCAAUGGAAAUUGUGAGGGAAAAUGAGCUGUCUGACAAAGUCAUUGUUUUGCAUGGACGAAUCGAGGAUGUCGAAAUUGAAGAAAAAGUUGAUGUCAUUAUAUCUGAAUGGAUGGGCUAUAUGCUUCUAUAUGAGAGUAUGCUGGGGAGCGUAAUUUUUGCUAGGGAUAAAUGGCUUAAGCCAGGGGGUCUUAUUCUUCCAUCUCAUGCGUCGCUUUAUCUUGCGCCUAUUACAAAUUCGCACAGAUAUCAGGAUAGUAUUUACUUCUGGCGAGAUGUAUAUGGUAUAAAAAUGUCCUGUAUGAUGCCUCUUGCAAAACAAUGCACAUUCAUGGAGCCUUCUGUUGAGACAAUUAGUGGCGAGAAUGUUUUGACAUGGCCAACGGUGGUUGCACAAGUGGAUUGCUAUACCAUACAAGCUCCAGAUCUUGAAACUAUUACCGCUGCAUACAAGUUUACAUCAAUGUUGCAAGCUCCAUUGCAUGGAUUUGCAUUUUGGUUCGAUGUCGAGUUUAAUGGACCAGUUCGCCAGAAAUUCAAGAAGCAAACAAGCCAACCCUUGGAUGUCAAUAUGCCAAAUUACAACCCAAGCAAUAAAAAGAAAAAGGCAGAUGUCUCAAUUGUUCUGUCAACUGCCCCAGAGGACGCCCCUACUCACUGGCAGCAGACUCUCCUUUACUUAUUUGAACCUAUCGAGUUAAAGAAAGACCAAAUUAUGGAAGGUUCUGUUACCAUAUCUCAGAGCCAGCAACAUGCCCGCUUCCUUAACAUUUGCCUGAAAUAUUUUACUGGAGACCAAUGGUACGUUAAAGAAUCCGUGAUGCGAUAGCAUGGAAAACUUUAAUAGAAUAAUAUGUUAUAGAUAGGUGCAAAUCUAUCGGUUCCUGCGCAUCAUGAACCUUAUCGGUCAUUACAAUUUUGGAGCAUUCUGACUGAAGCGGGUCAUCAUGAUGGCAAAUUGAUCAACAUAUGCUGCCAUUUAGUUUUCAUUUGGAAAGCUGGAAUUUUGGACGAGGACGUCGAGGAGCAAUUCAUCCAGAACUCCCAACAAACAUCCAUUACUCCAAAUCAGGCCUUAGAUUUGAAUUGUUCUUAGUCGAGUUUGGGUAGAUCAGUAGAAUGAAUGAAGCAUUGAGAAAUUCAAUAAUUACAUGCUGGCGAAGGUAGUAUAGGUUUUUCCUUACGUUAACAGUACAGUUCGUCUUGGCCCAUCUGAUUAGUCGUCUUUUCUUACAUUAGAUAGCCAUGCAGAUUGUUUCUGUUGUUUGUAACAACUGUAUUUUCCAACAUGACAUUCAUGCGGCCCUUGGAGUUGUUGUAAUAACAGACUAAGAUUUUCCAUUCGGAUGUGAAAUCAUCAUCUGACAGUGUCAACAUAUUAUCUCAGUUGUG
Triticum dicoccoides is the source of this 1834-nucleotide messenger RNA. Its product is annotated as probable protein arginine N-methyltransferase 6.2. The transcript is spliced from 13 exons. Gene Ontology annotation, molecular function: histone methyltransferase activity; protein-arginine N-methyltransferase activity. Bases 78 to 1271 code for a protein of 397 amino acids. Gene Ontology annotation, biological process: peptidyl-arginine methylation, to asymmetrical-dimethyl arginine; chromatin remodeling. NCBI's taxonomy places the organism in Eukaryota, Viridiplantae, Streptophyta, Magnoliopsida, Poales, Poaceae. The record is from RefSeq and is a predicted model, not a curated record.